AUGAACUUGAACUGUUUUGAUAGCUCUGAAACGACGUGUAUCAAAGGAGAAUAUUCAAAAAAGCAUUCGUUAAAGCACGAGGACCUCUUUGUUUCUCAGUAUUGUGAAGAUCAGUAUAGCAGUAAAAGCGAGCUUGAGGAACGCCUUCUGGAGCAUUCAGAAGACAAACUGCAUACUUGUGAAGUUUGCAAAAGUAGCUUCCGGCAAAAACGUUCACUUAAAAGACAUAUGAUUGUUCAUAUGAGAGAAAGGCCUUUCGCAUGCAAUCUGUGUGAAGCCAGGUUCUCGCGGAAAGAAGUUCUUGAUUCACAUUUCAUUACACAUAGAGAAGAUAGGACUUUUCCUUGUGGUAUGUGCGAGAAGACGUUCAAACACAAUGUGAGCUUGAGGAGGCAUUUUUUGAGUCACGAAGAGGAGAAGCCUGAAUGUGAAAUUUGCGGGAAAAUCUACAGCGACAGAAGCAACUAUAAAAAACACCUUACUAUCCAUACUGGUGAAAAGCCUUACUCUUGCGAACAUUGCGAGAAGACCUUCAGGUCAAAGAAAUACUUGCUUCAGCAUCUGGCCACACAUUCUGACGCGAAGCCCUAUGCCUGCGAGAUUUGCAACAAGACAUUUGGGCAAAAACGGCUACUGAAGGCUCACCAAUUGAGGCAUGCUGGAGAAAAGCCUUACUCUUGCAAACAUUGCGAGAAGACCCUCAGGUCAAAGAAAUACUUGCUUCAGCAUCUGACCACACAUUCUGACCUGAAGCCCUAUGCCUGCGAGAUUUGCAACAAGACAUUUGGGCAAAAACGGGGACUGAAGGCUCACCAGUUGAGGCAUGCUGGAGAAAAGCCUUACUCUUGCGAACAUUGCGAGAAGACCCUCAAGUCAAAGAAAUACUUGCUUCAGCAUCUGGCUACACAUUCUGACGCAAAGCCCUAUGCCUGCGAGAUUUGCAACAAGACAUUUGGGCAAAAACGGGGACUGAAGGCUCACCAGUUGAGGCAUGCUGGAGAAAAGCCUUACUCUUGCGAACAUUGCGAGAAGACCCUCAAGUCAAAGAAAUACUUGCUUCAGCAUCUGGCCACACAUUCUGACGCGAAGCCCUAUGCCUGCGAGAUUUGCAACAAGACAUUUGGGCAAAAACGGGGACUGAAGGCUCACCAGUUGAGGCAUGCUGGAGAAAAGCCUUUUGCUUGCGAACAUUGCGAGAAGACCCUCAAGUCAAAGAAAUACUUGCUUCAGCAUCUGGCCACACAUUCUGACGCGAAGCCCUAUGCCUGCGAGAUUUGCAACAAGACAUUUGGGCAAAAACGGGGACUGAAGGCUCACCAGUUGAGGCAUGCUGGAGAAAAGCCUUUUGCUUGCGAACAUUGCGAGAAGACCCUCAAGUCAAAGAAAUACUUGCUUCAGCAUCUGGCCACACAUUCUGACGCGAAGCCCUAUGCCUGCGAGAUUUGCAACAAGACAUUUGGGCAAAAACGGGGACUGAAGGCUCACCAGUUGAGGCAUGCUGGAGAAAAGCCUUUUGCUUGCGAGGUUUUCGAUCAAAGUCUCCUUGAUGCAGCAUGA
Molecule: messenger RNA, 1557 nt
Organism: Uloborus diversus
Lineage: Eukaryota; Metazoa; Arthropoda; Arachnida; Araneae; Uloboridae
Product: zinc finger protein 501-like
Exons: 1
Coding region: 1-1557 (518 amino acids)
Biological process (GO): regulation of transcription by RNA polymerase II
Molecular function (GO): DNA-binding transcription factor activity; RNA polymerase II cis-regulatory region sequence-specific DNA binding
Source: RefSeq, a predicted model, not a curated record